CGGCGGCCGUGGGGAAGGAGGGGGAGGCGGAGAGGAAACAAAAACAAUCGCCCGGGCGCCGCCAUCUUGGGCCGGUUCUCCACACGCCACACGGGUGAAUGGGUAGAUAUGAGAUUACCACGGGGGAGCAGCGGCAGCAGGGCACCGAGGGCUGUUCCGCGCUGCCAGCGACACUCGGCGGGCUCUAGGCACGGCCGCCGCCGCCCGGAGAGAAUCCCCCGGCUCGGCCUUUUCGUCUCGCCAGCCCCUAAGCUGCACUGCUGGAGGGACAAAGUUGGGCUGAGCCGCGCUGCCUCUGCCGCCCGGGAGACCGGAGAGUUGAGCCGGGGUCAGAGUUAGGGGAGAGGGUGACGAGGGGAUCGGUCCCCGCUCCGCCGUGUGGGAGGCGCGGGGAGAAGGCUCUGCCUCCCCGCCCCUGCCGUCUCCUGCUGCUCGCUCCUAGGAGGAAAAGAAAAAAGAGGAAAAAAAAGGCAAGAACUGGAUUGAGCUCGGAGGGGUGGAUUUUGUGGAGUCUCCGUGUGAGCAGCGGCGGGGCGGCGAGGAGGAGAUGUGUCCGUGAGGAGGGAGAGGAGCGUGGAUUCAUCCAGGACCCGUGAGGAGCGAGAGGAGCCUGGAUCCAUCCAGCCUCAGCCCACCGUGAGGCACAGCCGCCUCCCUUCCAAAGAAGCCCAGUUCUCCUGGAAGCACGGCACUCAGCAAGGAUUUGCCACAAAGAAUAUACCACCCUCCUCCCCAGCGCCUGGAUACUGCAUUUUAUUUUUUAAUUUUUUUUUUUUUAUACCCCCUCCCCAGCCACUCUUGUGUGUUCAAAUACCAAAUAUAGCCUCUUGCGGGGGGAGGGGAUGGAAAUCUCCUAGAAGAAUUGGAAAUCUUGCUGGGAUUCGGGAGUGCUGGUGCUGGAGAAGGGCGGCGAAGACGGGGGGGAUGCACUGCUCUCGCUGCCUGGCCAAGGACUAGAGAUUUGCCACUUCCCGGGAAGCCCGAAGGUUUGUUUGUUCCCAGACUGUUGUUUCCCCCCUUUCCCUCUCCAGGGCUACGCUAAAUCCCUCAGCAUUUAUGAAAGAAAUCCCACGUGUAGCUGGUGGCUGGUUUUUAAGGUAGUUUUUCAUCGACAAACUGACAAAAACUUCUCUUCGCUCUGAGGUUUGGAACUGGAAUGGAGCUGCUUUUCUCCCAAACACUACACGGGGUGUGAAAGGGGGAGGCAGGACGAAAACAUCGCCUUGGACUGAUCCCGAUCCGACCCCCCGACACUCGCACCCACGAGGGAUGAUCCUUCACGACGCCUGAUGUGGAAAACACUUGGAGACUCAGAGACUUCGUCGUGCCCAGCAGCUUAAUCGUUGACUCAUUUUGUUUUGGUUUUUAUUUUAUUUUUUUUUAAAGUGGAUUCGUAGCAUUACUUUUAUGAAUUGAAUUUUGCCACCGUUUGUACAGAAGCCAAAUGACACGUGUGUUUUGAAACACGGUUCCAAAUAUAUUUAUCCCUCCCUCAACCCGGAUUCUCUCUAGAAAGAGCCGCGGGGAGGUCGUCAGUGUCUCAACAAACCUGAUUUUUAGUGUUUUAUGAACACUACCUGCUGCAGAAAUGUUGCUAUAAAUUGCUUUAUAACGGUUCAGCAAGAAGGGAGAAUUUUCCAGCUUGCAGGACCCAGAAAACUGGAUACUUAAAGUCACUUAAAUGUUUUAACAGCAUUGGAAAAUGGGAGCUGCUACUAAGUUGGCGUUCGCUGUUUUUCUUAUCUCUUGCUCAUCAGGUGCCAUCCUGGGCAGAUCAGAAACACAGGAGUGCAUCUACUACAACGCUAACUGGGAAAAGGAUAAAACCAAUCGCAGUGGGAUCGAGCCCUGCUAUGGUGAUAAAGAUAAAAGGCGACACUGCUUUGCUACAUGGAAGAAUAUUUCUGGAUCAAUUGAAAUUGUGAAGCAAGGCUGCUGGCUGGAUGACAUCAAUUGUUAUGACAGGAAUGAUUGCAUAGAGAAGAAGGACAGCCCUGAGGUGUUUUUCUGUUGCUGUGAGGGCAACAUGUGCAACGAGCGCUUCUUCUACUUCCCGGAGAUGGAGGUCACACAGCCAACUUCCAAUCCUGUUACACCGAAGCCACCUCUGUUCAACACCUUGCUCUAUUCCUUGGUGCCUAUCAUGGGAAUUGCAGUGAUCGUGCUCUUCUCCUUCUGGAUGUACAGACAUCACAAGCUGGCCUAUCCUCCCGUGCUUGUUCCCACCCAGCACGCCUUUCAUAUAAUGAUUGAGGACCCUGGGCCUCCCCCACCGUCUCCCUUGAUGGGUCUGAAGCCGCUGCAGCUCCUGGAGAUCAAAGCCAGGGGGAGAUUUGGGUGUGUGUGGAAAGCUCAGCUGCUCAAUGAAUAUGUUGCAGUCAAAAUAUUCCCCAUCCAGGACAAGCAGUCGUGGCAGAACGAGUACGAGAUCUACAGCCUGCCUGGGAUGAAGCACGACAACAUCCUGCAGUUCAUCGGCGCCGAGAAACGCGGCUCCAGCAUCGACGUCGACCUGUGGCUCAUCACUGCCUUCCACGAGAAGGGGUCCCUGACAGAUUUCCUGAAGGCCAACGUGGUGUCGUGGAACGAGCUGUGCCACAUCGCCCAGACCAUGGCCCGGGGCCUGGCCUACCUGCACGAGGACAUCCCGGGGCUCAAGGACGGCCACAAGCCGGCCAUCUCCCACAGGGACAUCAAAAGCAAGAAUGUGCUGCUGAAAAACAACCUCACAGCUUGUAUUGCUGAUUUCGGUCUAGCUUUAAAGUUUGAGGCUGGAAAGUCUGCAGGAGACACCCACGGCCAGGUGGGCACCCGGCGUUACAUGGCUCCAGAGGUGCUGGAGGGAGCCAUCAACUUCCAGAGGGACGCGUUCCUGAGGAUAGACAUGUACGCCAUGGGAUUGGUGCUCUGGGAAUUGGCCUCGCGCUGCACGGCCGCCGACGGCCCCGUGGAUGAGUACAUGCUGCCUUUCGAGGAGGAGAUUGGCCAGCACCCCUCCCUGGAGGACAUGCAGGAAGUUGUGGUGCACAAAAAGAAGAGGCCUGUCCUAAGGGAGUGUUGGCAGAAACAUUCUGGAAUGGCCAUGCUGUGUGAGACCAUCGAGGAGUGCUGGGAUCACGACGCCGAGGCCCGGCUGUCCGCGGGCUGCGUGGAGGAGAGGAUCAUCCAGAUGCAAAAACUCACUAACAUUAUAACAACAGAGGACAUCGUGACUGUGGUCACAAUGGUGACAAACGUUGACUUUCCUCCCAAAGAAUCCAGUCUAUGAUAGUUGCACUGGUCAUGGAAGUGACCACAGGACUCUUCACUGGAGCUGCUACAGCGCACGGACUGCUGGCGUCACCGCUGUUCCGGGUGGCAAGGACGGAUGGUAAGUCUCUCUGGAACAUCACCAAGAGGUGUUAAUCCUUUGUUUUUCCCCUCCUCCUCCUCUCCAACGUGGAUCCAUGAGACUUUCUGCAUUCCCUGCUUACACCUGAAGGACGUGACUGAGAACCCCUCACGUGCUGAUAAGGAACUUACAAUGAAGAAUCCGGACCCGCACGGGCUAAACGAGCGUUUUAAACACUGACAUCCGAUUUCUUAAUCCCUGUCAGAAGAGACUAAUUCCUUUAAAUGAACUGCUGUUAUUUUUUUUAAAUCAAAAACAUUUCAUUUCAGAUUUAAAAACAACACAAAAAAAAAAACCAACAAAAAAAAGGGUAACUUGUUUUUAUUGCAUUCGUUGUUGUUUAUAAAAUGACUAUUGUAAUGCGACUACGACACAGCUUGUGAAUGUUCCGUGUGCUGCUGUUCCGUGUACAGAAACAAGAGUAAUCAAUGGGAUAGAGCAAAGAGGCUUCCAAGUAUUACUUAACCUCCCUCAACCAGGUAUACCUCAGUUCCACCUCGCUAAAUUAUGAUUGACAACACUAAUUGGAAUAAUAAACCGCUCCGUGUUUUGUAAAUGAUGUAUUCCCAAUUCCCUGUGUUAUUUAAGAAGGGGAAAGCUUCAUGCCCCAGGAAGUGGCCAUUCCUAGAGCCGUGUUUUUAGCCUUUUCUUGUACUCGCUUGUUGUGUAUAAAAAAGAAAAAGUGCUGUUUAUUGAAAGAAAAUUUUCCUCCCUCUUUUAGUUGAAAGCUUUUCCCUCUGUUUCCCAGAGUAUCUCAUCCAUUUAUUUAACUGAAUACUAUUUAGGUUUGCUGUGUCUGAGGAAUAUUUGAAACCUUAAGCAUGACUUUUUUUUUUUGUUUGUUUUUUUAAUUUUCUCUGAGCUGUGACACUGGAAAGCUCUGAAUUCUUGUUGUUUUUUUGAAAAAAAAAAGAGUCUUUUUCCUAUUUAUGUUUGUGCCGAGGUCGCCGCGUGUUCCCUGUCCCGCCAGGCAGUGGGGGCUGUGUCACUGUUUCAGGAUCACCUCAGGAAGCUCAGUUCCCCCAAAUCCUCACCCUCUGCUUGGAGAUUUGCAGUUUCCCUCCUCUCACAGCUCGGUGCCAUCGGAGGGGAGCGCCGCUCGCUGCCCGUGAGCCACGGCUUGAGCCUGGAGUCACACACAAAGUUCUAGCCACAGAUUCCAGAUCCUAAACGUUACAAAUUUCAGGGAUAACCUAGUUCUGCUCACAAUAUGCAACGACCAUUCCGAGGUAACGAAAGGAAUUGCGAUGGCCAGAGCGCAGACUCACAAAAAAACGAGGGGAAAACGUGGAAAUGGCUUCACAACUCCAGCGCUGGAGUUCAGGAUGUCAAGCCUUAUGCUGGAAUUACAGUGACUGGUAGCUGGGUGCCAAAGUGCUUCUCCCAAAUCCUGUCCCACUGCAUUGAUUGGAUCCUUCACGCCAAAUUCCAAGGAAAAUAAAGGUUGUGACCCCCUGGAGCGCA
This is a messenger RNA of Parus major (Great Tit), 4855 nucleotides long. It is a transcript of the gene ACVR2A, whose product is annotated as activin A receptor type 2A. Gene Ontology annotation, molecular function: ATP binding; activin binding; activin receptor activity. The transcript has 12 exons. The record is from RefSeq and is a predicted model, not a curated record. Bases 1703 to 3268 code for a protein of 521 amino acids. Gene Ontology annotation, cellular component: activin receptor complex; plasma membrane. Gene Ontology annotation, biological process: cellular response to growth factor stimulus; activin receptor signaling pathway; protein phosphorylation. Lineage: Eukaryota; Metazoa; Chordata; Aves; Passeriformes; Paridae.